Molecule: messenger RNA, 2045 nt
Organism: Staurois parvus
Lineage: Eukaryota; Metazoa; Chordata; Amphibia; Anura; Ranidae
Source: the annotation of a GenBank genome assembly
AUCAGCACUAACCUUGUUUUUGGUAAAGCCUGAAAUGCUGAACAUAAUUUAUUUUCUUGAAUAUAUUCAUACCUUCUGUUAUCUCCCUAGGAAAGGAAUGCAGCCAGGAUGAGAGCACCUCAGCUGCCAUCUUCACCGUACAGAUGGAUGAUUAUCUCGGAGGAAAGCCUAUUCAGUACAGAGAGCUUCAGGGCUACGAAUCCAGCGCAUUUGUUGGCUAUUUCAAAGGUGGAAUCAAAUACAAGGCUGGUGGUGUGGCUUCUGGUUUCCAACAUGUGGUCACUAAUGAUCUCUCUGCAAAAAGACUUCUACACAUCAAAGGACGGAGGGUGGUUCGGGCUACGGAGGUUCCCCUCAACUGGUCCAGCUUCAACAGCGGAGACUGUUUCAUCGUUGAUCUUGGAUCUGAGAUUUAUCAGUGGUGCGGAUCGACAUGCAAUAAAUAUGAACGGUUUAAGGCUGCGCAAGUGGCCAACGGAAUCCGCGAUAAUGAAAGAAACGGGAGAGCCCAGCUCAUCGUCGUGGAGGAAGAAAGUGAACCGUGCGCUCUCACAAAGUGCUGGGGAAGAAAACCGAAGCUUCCUGGAGGAGACGAUAGCGAUGAUGUAGAUGCAGACGUGUCAAACAGAAAGAUGGCAAAACUCUAUAUGGUUUCGGAUGCCAGUGGCUCCAUGAAAGUGUCCGUGGUGGCAGAGGAAAAUCCGUUCUCCAAAGGCAUGCUGCUCUCUGAAGAAUGCUUCAUCUUGGAUCACUCCGCCGACAAAAAGAUCUUUGUAUGGAAAGGUAAAAAUGCGAAUGCGAGUGAGAGGAAAGCCGCCAUGAAAACAGCAGAAGACUUUAUCCAGCAAAUGAAUUACCCUAAAAACACACAGAUUCAAGUUAUUCCAGAGGGAGGGGAAACGCCAAUCUUCAAGCAGUUCUUCAAAGACUGGAGAGACAAGGAUGAAAGUCAAGGAUUCGGAAAGGUUUACGUCACCGAGCGCAUUGCUCAUAUUCAGCAAGUGGAUUUCGAUGCAUCUAAGCUGCAUGAAUCUCCUGAAAUGGCGGCUCAGCACAACAUGGUGGAUGACGGAUCAGGAAAGGUCGAGAUCUGGCGCGUGGAGAGCAAUGGGCGGAUCCCAGUAGACCGGGACACGUACGGACAGUUCUAUGGAGGAGACUGUUACAUCAUUCUCUACACCUAUCCAAAAGGCCAGAUCAUUUAUACCUGGCAAGGAGCUCAGGCCACUCGGGAUGAAUUAACCACAUCGGCUUUCCUUACCGUGCAGCUGGAUCGCUCUCUGGGGGGACAAGCCGUCCAGGUCAGAGUGACUCAGGGGAAAGAGCCGGCACAUUUGCUCAGCUUGUUUAAAGACAAACCGCUAAUUAUCUACAAAGAAGGCACCUCACGUAAGGGUGGACAGGCACCUCCGAGCGCCGUACGACUCUUCCAGAUCCGCAGGAAUUUGGCCUUCAUCACUCGGAUUGUGGAGGUGGAAACAGAUGCAUCUUUGCUGAAUUCCAAUGAUGUGUUUGUUUUAAAACUGAAGAACAAUUCCGGGUAUCAGUGGGUGGGAAGGGGAGCCAGCGGAGAAGAAGAGAAAGGGGCAAACUACAUAGCCGGAGUCCUGAAAUGCAAAGCUACAAGGAUUACAGAGGGACAGGAAUCAGAUGAGUUCUGGAGUGCUUUGGGAGGUAAAAAGAAAUACCAGACAUCACCUCUGUUGGGCUCCCAGCUGGAAGAUCACCCACCUCGGUUGUUUGGCUGCUCUAAUAAGACCGGGAGAUUUGUGAUUGAAGAAGUACCUGGAGAAUUCACGCAGGAUGAUUUAGCAGAAGAUGAUGUUAUGCUGCUGGACUCAUGGGAACAGCUAUUUCUGUGGAUCGGAAAAGAUGCUAAUGAAGUGGAGAAGAAAGAGUCCCUGAAAUCAGCUAAGCAGUAUAUUGAGACAGAUCCAUCCGGGAGAGACAAGGGAAUCCCGAUAAUUACAGUGAAACAAGGACAUGAACCCCCAACCUUCACUGGCUGGUUCCUGGCCUGGGACUCUAACAAGUGGCAGCAAUGA